AUGGAGAAGGGAAAAGCCUUUGAAUUUGUGGCCCCGGAUGGUGGGUUCGGAUAUGUUAUAAUGUUAGCGGUGUUUAUCAAUUUGUCUGUUUUUAGUGCAUUUAUAAACUGCUAUGGGAUAAUAUACAAGGACUUUUUCACUGAACUGGGUAUGGACUCGACAAAUGUAACAGCUUUGAGUGGAAUAAACGCAAUAAGUUCAGCUUUAGCGAGUUUAAUGACACCGUACUUUCUCACAUUGCUGACGAAACGAAAGACAGCCCUGAACUUUGGACAAGGGUUAAUAUACAAUGUCUCUACGUCGGCACUAAAUGAAUACUUUGUAAAGAGGCGGACUUUAGCCAUCAGUGUGUCACAGACUUUAUUGGCGGUCGUAUGUCUCGCGGCACCACAAUGUUUCAAUUGGUCUUUGGAUACGUUCGGACAUAGAAGUACUUUAAUAUGGGUUUGUGCUGUGUCAGCGCACAUGUUCAUUGCUUCAGCCAUUAUGCAACCCGUUUCAUGGCACAUGAAGAAGAUUGAAAUUCCACCAAAGGAGCAGGAAUUAAAGAUACUUUUAAAAGAGAAUCUAGACGUAACAACGAUAGUGAAAGACGCAGACAAUACUAAUAUUAAUUUAGAUAAAAUUCACGGCAAAGAGGAUAGCACAGUUAAGAAGAUUAUAGGCUUUAUGAAUACUUUAAUAGACAUAAAACUAUUCAAGAAGUUCUUCCCUUCCAUCGAAUGCGCUGGCUCAACUCUAGUCAUGGUCAAUGAGUUCACAUUUCUCAUGAUUCUUCCACAGGCGCUACAGUCGUUUAAUUGGAGAGAAGAAGAAAUAGCAUGGGCCUUUUCGAUGGUCGGCUGUGGAGAUCUUUUAAUGAGAAUCCUGUUAAUUGUCCUCACCAAAUGGAUAAAUAAAUGGGGAAGCCGUCCAGUUUACGUGUUUGGAAUAAUACUUGGAUGUCUGACGAGAUUGGGAAUGCUUAUCACCAGUAACCAAUUGAUUAUAUAUACCCUAUUCGUAAUAAUGGGUAUGUCUCGUUGUAUUUUACUAGUUGUGAUCCUACUGGUUAUAUCUGAAUCUGUCGAACCGGAUGAGUUCUCUUCAGCGAUUGGAGUGUGUAUGACAAUGAUCGGGGCAUUUAGUUUGACGUUGGGACCGUUGUUAGGAGCUAUACGAGAUUAUACAGAAAGCUACACAAUAACGUUCUACGUUAUGUCAGCUAUCAUGGGCACAGUUGGUGUUGUGUGGACUGUUAAAUUGGUCUUUAAAAAGAAGAGGAAAACCUUGGAAAAGUCUUACGAAAAGUAA
Molecule: messenger RNA, 1293 nt
Organism: Leptosia nina
Lineage: Eukaryota; Metazoa; Arthropoda; Insecta; Lepidoptera; Pieridae
Source: the annotation of a GenBank genome assembly